GACCAGGGAAUGACGGUCGUGAGUGAGGUAUAAAUAGCUAGUGAGGAGCCUCACCCAGCACAGUCCGGCUCACACCUACACACAGUCAUCAUGAAGGCUCUGGUUGUUUUGGCAGUGAUGGGCGUGUGCUCCGCCUCCACCUAUCAGGCCUACGACCAUGGCCACCACUACGGCGUCCCCGUCCAGCCCAGGUGGACGGGUCCUGUGGCUGCCACCGUCCCCGCCGGCGUCGACGGCAAUAUCAUCCAGGUUCCUGACACCUACGAAGUCGCCGCCGCUAAGAAUGCUUUCUUCAGGGCCUACCAGAACCAAGUGGACACUAUUCGUUCCCGUCGUUAUGGUACCCCAGGCUACGCCUCCGUUCCUCCCGUCGCCUACGCUCCUGUUGUCAACACCUUUACCCCCGUCGUCCCUUCCCAGUCUUAUGGAGUACCAUCCGUUCCCACCGUUCCCGGCGUCCCCGCGACUACCUACGGCUAUAACGUCGCCCCCGGCCCGGUCCAGGACACUCCUGAGGUGGCCGCCGCCAAGGCUCAGUUCUUCAGAACCUUCGAGAGGCAGGCAGCAGCGGCAGCCGCUGCGCCUGACCACUACACCCGCUACUGAGUUGGACUGUCGGAUCAGCCUUCGAGACCCAACCCUUCGUUAUUGUAAUUAGAAAUUUCCCAAAUUUAUCCAAAUAAGAUUGACUCCUGUUUAAUUACAAUAUUCAGUAACAGUUAUCACAAAAUGAUUUACCAAGUUCCUUGAUAUAUGUUAAUAAUAAAGGAAGACGGAGAAAA
This is a messenger RNA of Homarus americanus (American lobster), 782 nucleotides long. Its product is annotated as cuticle protein CP1499-like. The record is from RefSeq and is a predicted model, not a curated record. The transcript has 2 exons. The coding region runs from base 91 to 606 and encodes 171 amino acids. NCBI's taxonomy places the organism in Eukaryota, Metazoa, Arthropoda, Malacostraca, Decapoda, Nephropidae.